AGCUGGCUGCUCAGCUGCUCCCCGGCAUUUUUGAACUUUAGGUACCUCGUAUAACCGAUGACGUCAAUAGGUACCUAGACCUAAGUUCUAACUACCUCCUAUUGUACAUAAUGAGAGAGGUACCUGGUUUUAUGUAAAGUUAUGUACAUACGUCCGAACUAAAAUCGACAAAGUCCGGAAUAAUUCCCGUUUCCACUCGACUGGGAUUUGACUUGAAUUCUUUUGGUUUUUUUUUUUCUCUCCCUAGCUUUUCCAAUCACACUAAUCUCAACGUCGUCCUAUCCGUGUGGCUGAUUCUAGCAAGCUAGGGGGUAACGUAACCCCCCCUUUUAAUUCAAUCCAAUCCCAUUCUCUCAAGUCUUACAAAGCCUUACAAGGCUUGUCUUAUUCUCGAAUUCACCUUACCUCGUUCGUAUGAUUCUACUACCCAAGUAAGAAAUCCAGCAGAAAACAGGAAGGAAAAAACCCUGUUCGCGUUCUAUUCUUCGGAGUCCGGUGCUGCCGAAACGACAGGUCUAGCGGCUGUUCUGGCUGCUACCGUUGGUAUUUCGCUUCCGAAUAAUGACUGCAUGUUACCAGUACACGAUCUGCGCCGUUCGAAUUUGCUGCUAGUUAGCAUAGCAUGUGCAGCUUUUUCGUCACCGGGGUGAAUGCGGCUUUAUUAAGACAUUAAAGACAAAAAAACUAAUAUGGCGUCCUUGAUUAAUAAGGCGCGGAAGCCGAAAUUCGAGCUUCAUCUCACCAUAUACGACCUGAAUAAUGUACCCUUAGUUGCCGGUACCUCCACGGUAAAAUGGUACCUUCCAAACUCGAUUCACGGCGAGCAUCGCGGCCGUACGGCCAAGUGCUCUAUCGACAAGAUCAAUCACCGCGUCGUAUAUAAUUAUUCUAAGAUUAUACCUCUGCGCAUCUCCAUCGAUCGCAACAACAACUUGACCGAAUGCCCUAUCGAAUUCGAGGUUCUCCAGGAGUUUCCCAUGGUCCCCGGUGGUCGCGACGAGAAGAUUCCCCUCGGCGUUGUCAAAUUAAACCUGAGCGAAUACGUCGAAGAGAGCGAAAACUUCCCUCGCCGGAGCAUGGCCCCGCGAGCCAGCGCAAGCCUAGAUCAUCCGCGAGAGAAGAUCGGACAAGGCAUGUCGCACCGAAGACAAAGCAGCAGCAAAUCGGGUAGUAGCCUUCCACCCGGGGCCGUGGGAGGGGCUAGUCCCACAAGCACGACAGCGCCGCCAUUACCGCACCCCGAGGAAAACGACAUCGUGGACGAGGAAGCCGAAGAGGGCAUCGUCCGGCGAUACCUAAUGCAAGAAAGCAAGAUUAACAGCACGCUCAAGGUUGGCAUCUUAAUGGUACAGAUCGACGGCGAGCGCAAUUACGUCGCACCUCCCCUCAAGACGGCCCCUAUGUUCGGCGGCAUAGCCGGCAUCAUGGCGGGCAGCGAGCAGGUCCCGGUCGACGCAUCCGAAGACGGCUCCCCCGCGGCCCCCAACAAUGCCAACGCCAAUGCCAACACCAAGAGCAAUGCCGGCUCCCUCGGCAAGUCGCGCGAGGCCUCGGAGCUCCAGGACAUGUACCGCCGCGCGCUGGCCGCGAGCUGGGCCUGCCAGCCCGGCGAGCUGCCGGCCGACGAGUGCAUCGAGGACAUCUUCUCGGGCGGCGACGGGUGGAGCGACCAUACCUCGCGCCCCGGCCCCGUCAAACCUCCCACCCGCCGCCGCAGCCGCCUCUCCCACUCCGGGUCCGUCGCCAGCAGCGCGAGCAAUAACAGCGGCAACGUGAGCGACGACGAGGGCGCGGGCGGUAACACCCUGCGGCCCGCCGACGCACGUCACAUGCGCCCGCACCACGCGCGCACGCGCAGCAACGGCAGCGACCACGGCUCCCUGACGCUGAACGGCGGGGGGGUGCGGAGCAGCAGUAAUAGCAGCCGUCAGGAAGGCGGAGGCGGAGGUGGACGACACCCUCGGUACCACCGAGGACAGCACGAAAAGCCGCUUAAAGAGGACGGCGGUAUGGACGCCGCGUCGGAUGGCGGGCGCAGCCGCAGCGGGAGCUUGACUAGCCUGGCGCCGACGCUCGGUAGCGACCGCGGCCGCGAGGGGUUCCGGCGGCCGAGGGAAGUAGACGAGUACGAGGAGCGGGAGGACCUGGUCGCUUGGACGUUACCCGAGACCGUUGCGUAAAUAAGGUUAAGGUUGCGUCCGCGUCUCUGCGUCCGCGUGGUGUAUGUGUAUGUGUAUGUGGCGUUCGUGCCAAGGUACACGUAGCAAGCAUAUUUAUAUUCGUCGGGAAAAAAACAUUACAUAGCGUGGGGGAAUCAUCUUUUUUUUCUUUUUUUCUCUUUACAUCCAGGCGUCAUUCCAUUGGACCUUAUCUUAUUUACGCCUGGUGUACUUUCAAUUCGCUCGACACACGUGAACUCGUGGUUGAGAUGGAUACCUACCUAGGCACUUAAAGCUUCGUAUUCUAGACGUGGGAAUUGCAUAUAUCUAUCUAUCUGAUAGAUAGGUAGGGAAUAGGGAUAGGGUGGGAUAGGAUUGGCGUUAAUAAAUACAUACAUACACACAUAUACAUUCGGUUAGGUAUACAUUUAUUUAAACAUUAGUAGGUUGGUUGAUAUAUACCAGCUGCACAAAACAAGUUGUUAGAUUAGGAGGAACCUUAGGUAGAAUAAUUCACGGAAAGUACCGCGCGCAUUUUGA
Daldinia caldariorum is the source of this 2699-nucleotide messenger RNA. RefSeq names its product N-terminal C2 in EEIG1 and EHBP1 proteins-domain-containing protein. The record is from RefSeq and is a predicted model, not a curated record. NCBI's taxonomy places the organism in Eukaryota, Fungi, Ascomycota, Sordariomycetes, Xylariales, Hypoxylaceae. The transcript is spliced from 3 exons. Bases 690 to 2180 code for a protein of 496 amino acids.